Messenger RNA from Chlamydomonas reinhardtii, 1352 nucleotides. RefSeq lists its product as uncharacterized. The transcript is spliced from 8 exons. Gene Ontology annotation, molecular function: protein binding. The coding region runs from base 88 to 771 and encodes 227 amino acids. NCBI's taxonomy places the organism in Eukaryota, Viridiplantae, Chlorophyta, Chlorophyceae, Chlamydomonadales, Chlamydomonadaceae. The record is from RefSeq and is a predicted model, not a curated record.
GCAAUUGACCUAGAGUAGAUUGCACGUGUAACACUAUCAUGCAAAGCGGUCUUUAACGAUGCGAGCUGAAAGCGCAUAAAGGUAUCAAUGAGAACUGCCUGCGCCCCGCGUCGGCCGCUGGCGGUUGCGGCAGUGACGAAACUGGAGUUGCAAGUCUGUAUACACAGAAGCUGCAAGCGUCAAGGCUCCGAGAACAUUAUCAAGUUCGUGAAUGACCUGGGUAUCUCCGAGGUCAAGGCGACGACCACUGGCUGCUUAGGAAACUGUGGUAAUGGCCCCAAUGCUGUGCUGCUUCCCGCGGAGCAGCUGUUGCACCACGUGGCGACGCCAGCCGAUGUGGCGCAGGUGCUACAAUCGCUGGGCGGGGCUUCAGUUGACGGCCGAGUGUUGCAGGCGACUCAGCUCCGGCUUGCGGGGAACGCGUGUGCUGGGCAAGGCGACUUUAAGCAAGCCAUUGAGCUGUACAAGCGUGCAUUGGAGCUGCAGCCCUCUUCGGGCACUCACAUGCUGUACAGCAACAUGAGCGCUGCCUUAUUACAGGCGGGUGACAAAGAUGCGGCGCUGGACAACGCCCAGAAAGCGGUUGACACGUCGCCACGCGGCUUCCACAACUCCACCAUCCGCCUGAUUGACUGCCUGUACGCACUGGGGCGGUACGGAGAGGCGGCGGAGGCAUGCCGCAGGGCGGCGCAGGCUGACAGCUCGUUCGCUUUCCGACAGGAGUACCAGGCCAUUAAGCGCGCCCUGCAAGGCGCGGGCCAGAAGGUGUAGUUAUGCUCUGGCUCACGAGUAAUGCGCCGGGCAAGCAAGAACUGAGUUUGGACACUACAUGGUAGGCGGGAUUAGGUCAUCCAUGCAUCACAGCUAGCCAGCAAGGGAAGCGCGUCAUUACUAUCGUGCGCCACGAGUACCACUCACCUUGUCGACACAUUGUCGUGUGUGAAACGGAAUUGUAUGGCACACUGAGUUCGCAUGCUGGAAUUGCAUUCGAUUUUCAAGGCUCAUCGUGUGAGGGACAUGGUAUAGCAGGAAACGCCAUAAAAGGAGCUGAUGAUGAGCUGGGGCUUUCCUUAGGGUUUGUGGGACUUGCGCGCCGUCAGGCUUUCCUCCCACACAUGGUGUUUACCCAUGUAUCGAGAGAGCCACGGAUUACCCACCGUGGGCAUGAGCGCACCUCUGGAGCCGUAAAUGUAAACGGUUUCCAAUUGAUAUUGGGAGCGCGCCCUUACUGUUCAGGCGUGCACCGCUUGGGAAUGCGACGGUAAGGUCCCGAAUCAUAGGACUACCUGGUCACCGUGACUGUCGAGGGUUCGGCCUGGUGGUUGAUUGCUGGGCUGUAAAAAGGCAGUAGU